Molecule: messenger RNA, 1863 nt
Organism: Nilaparvata lugens (brown planthopper)
Lineage: Eukaryota; Metazoa; Arthropoda; Insecta; Hemiptera; Delphacidae
Exons: 6
Coding region: 377-1618 (413 amino acids)
Source: RefSeq, a predicted model, not a curated record
UAUUCACCUGUCAGAGUGCAAAACCCUUUCGCAAAACACCUUGAAGGUCUUCAAAAACUGAAAAACUACUUAUGAAAUGAGAGGCUGUUAUCGCAGAGGCUUUGCUGAGCAGUCGCGUGUGUGGUGGAAGUGUUCACUGUCAGCAUUGGUUGGAUGGGGAGCUAUCAAUACAAAAUGCUGACAGAAUGGAGUGACUCUGACUGUAGUGCGGCCUUCUAUUAGCAAAUAAUCGUGCUAAGAGCAUCGCAACUCAAAAUAAUAAUCAGUCAGUCAGUUGUCAGUUGCGUUCCAGAGCUGACAGUAGUGGGAUAUACGCUCCAUUUUCCUACUCACAGUUCAUUGGCCGAGUCACUUUCGAGUGUAGUUUCACAAGAGCAUGAAUGACAAGAUGACUGAACCAGACUGGCUCACAAAGGAGAGUAUUGCAGCAAUGCUGAAGGACAAACUGAAGGCGGAUGUGACAGUUGGUGACUUCACAGUGAAAUGUGACAUCCCCAAGGGAAGCAAUAAUGUAUGUGACGUGAUAAGGGUUCAAGUUACUUAUACGGUCAACAAUCAUGAGGAAAAAAUGACCACUUCACUCAUCAUAAAGAUUCCAAAGACAGGCGGCAUGUCACAAUAUAUACUGAAGUUGGGUAUCAUGCAACAGGAGCAGGACAUGUUUAAACUAGUUAUUCCAAGACUGGUCGCGCUAUCUAACGGUGACGGCCACAACCUCUUAACGUGUGACAGCUACUGGCCUCUGCCAGGGCCCAACAUCAUUGUCCUGGAAGAUUUGAGUGCUCUUGGAUUCAAAAUGGCAGACCGACAGGCGUUGCUCAACUAUGAGGAAGCUGUUUUAGUACUGAAGACUGUGGCACGGUUUCAUGCCGCCUCUUACAGAUUGCACAUGGAGGAUCCAGUGCUAGUGGAGGGCUUCAAAGAAGUACUACUGAAUGAGCAGAACAGGCAAGAGAGGCCUCGCUAUGUCAACAACACAUUCCAAGUGGCAGCUGAUGAAUUCCAAUCCAGGCCAGAGACAGAGAAAUAUGGUGCCAAGUUCAGGAAGCUCAUUGAUAGAUCAUGGACAGUUAUUGCCGACCUUAUGGAACCAAACAAGGAUGAAACGGACUCUUUCAAUGUGCUGAACCACGGUGAUCUGUGGUGCACCAACAUACUGUUCAAGUACAGUGAUAACCAGAAUGCCACAGAUGUGAGACUGAUAGAUCUGCAGAUCCCUCGCUACAACAGUCCUGCCUUGGAUCUCACCUACUUCCUUUAUAGCAGCGUAAAGAAUGAGGUCCUACAAUCCAGCUACAAAAAGCUUCUCUCCAUCUAUCUAGAAGAGCUGAACCAAGCACUGCUCGAGUGCAGAGUGGACCGUCAGCUGAGCAUGCAAAGCUUGCAAAAAGCAAUGGACGAGUUUCUUUUCUUCGCCCUCUACGUACUUAUUGCCUACCUUCCUGUUUUCCUGUGCAAUCCUGAAGACGCACUGAAUUUGAAAGACCUUUGUGAGGAUGAUUUCAAGAAUAUCACCGAAAAUGACGUGCUUAAGAAGUAUUUCAGGACAAAGACCUACAGCGAUGUGAUUCCCAUGAGGCUGCAGCAUAUUGAACAGCGUGGAGGAUUUGAUUUGUAAAUAGAAAUGAUUCAUCCACAAAAAUAUGGAGAUUUAUUUAUAGCCUCAAAUACCUACGAUGAGUGCGAAACGCUAUUAUAUUUAAGGCUUUUUGGAUUAAUUUAUCCAGUAUUCUUUAAGGAGCUCAUUACACGGUCAAAUAUAUUUCAUCUAAGACCAUGUUAUAAUGUGAACAUUACAAUCAACCCCAAAACAGAGGUCUUUUCGCAAUGGAUUUUAAAAAGUAUACUAUAAUGAUAACAUUA